This is a messenger RNA of Alternaria arborescens, 1257 nucleotides long. RefSeq lists its product as hypothetical. The transcript has 2 exons. The record is from RefSeq and is a predicted model, not a curated record. Lineage: Eukaryota; Fungi; Ascomycota; Dothideomycetes; Pleosporales; Pleosporaceae. Bases 1 to 1257 code for a protein of 418 amino acids.
AUGAUGUACUCUCGUUCUGUACUCUUCACGGUGGCUGCCGCCUCCAUCACCUUCGUUAACGCUGCUCCCCAAUUCGACGUCCCUAGCGAUGGCGCUACCUGUUACUCAUAUGGUGUUGACUUUAUCGAUGAAGGAAGCUACUUCAUUAAUGCAACAUCGACCGAAGACUUUAGUGCUGUCUCUUACUUCCAAGGCUGCAACAAAGAUGGUGAGGCCGAUGUCAUGCUCAUCGCACCAGAGGAUGCACCUGGAGAGACGGAAUUCAUAUGCGACCAAAUCCCUACAACCCCUGACAAUACGAAUGAAAUCUCGAAAUGUCCUAUUCGGAAGGACCAGAUGGUUUCAGGUCACUGGCUCCUUCUCGUUAUGGGAAACAAUGGUUACGAAGCCGAUGGCGUAACGAACGGCAAGCCUUUCGCAUGGCAAAGAGAUUUGUACUUGACCGUCGGUACAGCGGUCACUACCACAUAUACCCCAACAGUGACUGCGUCCAUGACUGAGACACCUACAAUGACUCAGACUAUUAUUACCACCUCGACUGAUGUUGUCACUGCUGGACCAACCUCGACUGUUACCGUACCUAGUGGCACGGCCAAGAAGAUCAAGACAGUGAGGCCCAAGGCAGUCACCACGACAUCUACGAAAACUAUGACCCGCACUAAGGUCUCCUGGACCAAACAAGUUGGUGUCACUACCAAGACUGUCACAGCCACCUGCACCACUCCAGCUCAUGUUGGUAGGCCUGACAAGCCUUGCACGUACUCUCCCACCAAGAUCCACCCCGCGGCCCUUGAGACACCAACUCACAUACCUAACUACAACCGCUUGUUCCGCAAGGGCGACCGUGAGGUCGACUACGAGUGGGCGCGUGCUCGCAUUGAGGCCGCAAAGCAGAGGCGCGCUGAGCAGGCUGGAAAGCUUGAUCGCCGUGCUCCUGACGCUCCCACAACAACUGUCACUUACGGAACUCCAGUCUCAGUAGUCGCUACUAUGACUGCGCCAGCUAUUACCACAACCGAGACUGUUCUGCUCACAGCCUCUGCUACGACAACGCUUCCUCCUCCCACUGUUCUCUCCGGUCUUCUGACUUUGACCACUACGCUGCCAACUCCGACAAAAACCAAGUUCAGGCUAGCCUUUGCCACCACAACUAAGGUCAUCACUUUCGGCGGCACAUUUACUAAGACAACAACGGUAACUCCUACGGCGGCAGUGAGUGCCUGCAGGAAGCACGGUGGUCAUUUCUGGCGGUUCUAG